CUUCAAUCACACCCAUACCACACAACCAUGGCAACACGCGGUGACGACUUGUUUGCAAAGGCCGAGAAGAAGGCAAAGUCCUCAACAGGAUGGUUUAGCUCGUCGAGCUCAAAAUGGGAGGACGCCGGCGACCUCUUCCAGCAGGCCGGAAACGCGUACAAGGUCGACGGACGCUGGACCGAGUCGGGCAAGGCGUUUGAGCGCGAGGCCGACUGCCGACUCCAGGCGGGUGAGAAGAACGAUGCGAUGAACGCGUUCCACAACGCCGCCAAGAGCUACAAGAAGAACGACCCUGCGGCGGCUGUCAACGCCCUCCACGCCACCAUCAAGCUCAUCAUUGAGGCUGGCAACUUUAGGCAGGCGGCCGACCGCGAGAAGGAGAUUGCCACCAUCUACGCCCAGGACGGCUACGAUAUUGCCAAGGCGCGCGACAGCUUCCAGCGCGCUGGUGACUGGUACAAGCAGGAGGACGCCAAUGCCACCGCCAACCAGUGCUACCAGCAGGCGGCCGAGCUCUCGGCCGACCUGGGCGACUACCAGCGCUCGGUCGAGCUGUACACGACUGUCGCCGACUGGUCGCUCACGUCGCCCCUGACAAAGUACUCGGUCAAGGAGUACUGGCUGAGGGCGGUGCUGGCCGCCAUGGCGACGGGCGACCUCGUGCUCGCGCAGCGCCUGCUCGACACGUUUGCCCAGAAGGACGUCACGUUCCCGUCUACCCGCGAGGCCAAGUUUGCCAAGGAGAUUGUCGACUCGUGCGAGGAGGCCGACGUCGAGCGCUACACGGCCGCAGUGUACCAGUACGACCAGGUGACCAAGCUCGACAACUGGAAGACGAGCGUCCUGCUGCGCAUCAAGAAGGCGCUCGAGGACGACGACAGCGGUCUCACUUAGGGGCAUAGAGGAUGUGGUUCGUGUUUCUUCGAGCUGCGUGCCUGUGUAUUUGUAGAGGGGC
Vanrija pseudolonga is the source of this 955-nucleotide messenger RNA. It is a transcript of the gene SEC17, whose product is annotated as Vesicular-fusion protein SEC17. The record is from RefSeq and is a predicted model, not a curated record. Gene Ontology annotation, biological process: SNARE complex disassembly; intracellular protein transport. Bases 28 to 894 code for a protein of 288 amino acids. Lineage: Eukaryota; Fungi; Basidiomycota; Tremellomycetes; Trichosporonales; Trichosporonaceae. Gene Ontology annotation, cellular component: vacuolar membrane; SNARE complex. The transcript is spliced from 4 exons. Gene Ontology annotation, molecular function: syntaxin binding; soluble NSF attachment protein activity.